This is a messenger RNA of Ruditapes philippinarum (Manila clam), 483 nucleotides long. RefSeq lists its product as uncharacterized. The record is from RefSeq and is a predicted model, not a curated record. The transcript is spliced from 2 exons. Lineage: Eukaryota; Metazoa; Mollusca; Bivalvia; Venerida; Veneridae. Bases 37 to 465 code for a protein of 142 amino acids.
UCUUUAGAAUCUGUAUUUAGUUACUCUUUGCUUACAAUGAAUAGUAAUACUUGUUUCCUUUUUGGAUUUUUUUCAGUCAUUUUAGUAACAUGUGUUGUCACAGGAACUGUGCCACCGAGUGCCCCAGAAUUUGUAGGUUUGCAGGACAUUGAUGAUUGUAAGAAAUGCAUUGUUGGUUCUGACAAAGAGAACAUUCAAGUCCAUUGCAAGACAAGUGGCGGGACACCACCCGUUGAUGUUAUUGUAACAGUAGGAGACAACUCAUUUAUAACAAUUCCUUAUGCUGUUGAUGUAUCGGUUAAUAUAGCAUUUAUCACACUUGCUGACAGUUACCACAAUACAACAAUCACGUGUUCGGUAAUGAAUGAUGCAUUAUUGUCACCACUAAUCACUACUGCCAAAGUGUAUGUUAUAAGUAAGUUAUGUUUUAUCAUAGACAUUAACCAAAGCAAUUACUUUUUUUGAAUUUAAAUAAUUUGAAUU